Messenger RNA from Lonchura striata (white-rumped munia), 7116 nucleotides. The record is from RefSeq and is a predicted model, not a curated record. Lineage: Eukaryota; Metazoa; Chordata; Aves; Passeriformes; Estrildidae.
UCUGUAAGUAGCCCAUGAAGCUUUGGUGAGACAGCCAAAUCUUGUAUAGAAUUUUUGUGAGCCCCUGGUUCAGAAGGUCAGUGCUGAAAUUCUACUCCAUCUCACAAAUGUAUGGCUCUAUGCUGCCAUCUGUCUGUUCUGCAGCUGGGAGUUAACAAUACACCAUUAAUGUUAUGUACCAAAUUGCAGCUAUUUUUUGUGCUUCUGAAGGGCUGUUAAGACUUCUGUUUAUUAUUUUAUCCCAUUUUAACGCAGGUUUUUGGUCUGCUUUGGCUCUUUGUGGGAAAGUAAAUUGCAAGGCUGAAAGGUUUGACAUCUCUAAACAGAUGUCACAGCUAUACACAACAAAGCAGAAACUUUUUCUUCUGGACAUAUCAGGAUAAUGUGAGUGGAAAGAUACAAGCAAAAUCCAUGUCCCAUUCAGGAUCUUACACAAGAGCCUAAAAGCAUUUAAAAUUUGCAGAAUGAAAAGAUGGCGCAGGCAAUGCUGGUACCACCAGGACCUGACAGCUUCUUCUAUUUCACUGAAGAAUCUCUUGCAGCUAUUGAAAAACGUAUUGCUGAUGAAAAAUUUAAUUCUGACCAAGAUGAGCCUACAGAUGAUACUGGUCAUGAAGCAAAUCACCCAGAGCCAAAUAAUGACUUAGAGGCAGGAAAGACACUGCCAUUUAUUUAUGGUGAUAUUCCUCCAGGAAUGGUGUCUGAACCCCUGGAGGACCUGGACCCAUAUUACAUCAAUAAAAAAACUUUUAUAGUACUGGAUAAAGCGAAGACAAUCCACAGGUUCAGUGCCACACCUGCCUUGUACCUUUUAUCUCCUUUCAAUUUCACUAGAAGACUAGCUAUUAAGAUUUUGGUUCAUUCAUUGUUCAACAAGGUCAUUAUGCUCACUAUUUUGGCAAAUUGUGUGUUGAUGACAUGGAGUAAUCUUCCAGAAUGGGCGAAGAAUGUAGAGUACACUUUCACUGGAAUUUAUACUUUUGAAUUUCUAGUAAAAGUCUUUGCAAGAGGCUUCUGUAUAAAUGAUUUUACGUGCCUUCGUGACCCCUGGAACUGGCUUGAUUUUGUUGUAAUUUGCUUUGCGUAUAUAACAGAAUUUGUAAACCUAGGCAAUCUUUCAGCUCUUCGAACUUUCAGAGUAUUGAGAGCUUUGAAAACUAUUUCUGUAAUUCCAGGCCUGAAGACUAUUGUAGGAGCCCUGAUUCAGUCUGUGAAGAAGCUCUCGGAUGUGAUGAUCCUGACUGUGUUUUGUCUGAGUGUAUUUGCACUGAUAGGGCUGCAGCUGUUCAUGGGCAAUCUGAGGAAUAAAUGCCUGUUCUGGCCAACAGAAAAUACAACAGCUUUUGAAAAGCUGAUUCCAUACUUUAAUGGUACAGAAUUUGACUGGGCAGCAUACAUUAAUGAAGAAAGUCAUUUCUAUCGCCCAGAAGGAGCAAAAGAUUUUCUGCUUUGUGGCAAUAGCUCAGAUGCAGGGAAAUGCCCAGAAGAGUUUAUCUGUGUGAAAGCUGGUAAAAACCCCAACUAUGGAUAUACUAGCUUUGACACAUUCAGUUGGGCUUUCUUGUCACUGUUUCGACUGAUGACACAGGACUAUUGGGAAAAUCUUUAUCAGCUGACACUACGAGCUGUUGGCAAAUCAUACAUGAUAUUUUUUGUUGUGGUGAUUUUUCUGGGUUCCUUCUAUUUGAUUAACUUGAUUUUGGCUGUGGUUGCCAUGGCCUAUGAAGAACAAAAUCAAGCAACAAUUGUUGAAGCAGAGCAGAGGGAGGCAGACUUUAAACUGAAGCUUGAACAACUGCGGAAGCAGCAAGAAGAAGCUCAGGCAAUAGCAGCAGCUGCAGUAGAGAUGACUGAGUACAGCUGUGAAAGUGGGAAUGCUGCACCCUCAGAUAGUUCUUCAGACGCAUCCAAGCUUAGCUCAAAAAGUGCCAAAGAAAGGAGAAAUAGAAGAAAGAAAAGAAGGCAGAGAGAGCUCUCUGGAGAAGAGGAUGACAUGAAGGAUGAAAAGCUUCCAAAAUCUGAAUCAGAUGGCAGUAUCAAAGGGAAAGGUUUCCGUUUUUCUUUUGAUGGGAACAAACUAACUUAUGGGAAGCCAUUUACAUCACCCCACCAGUCUUUGCUGAGUGUUCAUGGCUCCCUGUUUUCUCCCAGGCCUAGUAGCAGAACAAGUCUUUUCAGUUCUAGAGACGACGGAAGAGAGAGGGGAUCAGAAUAUGACUUUGCUGACGAUGAGCACAGCAUGUUUGAGGACACUCUGAGCAGAAGAGGUUCUCUGUUUCUGCCGCGCGGGCACGGGGAGCGGCGCAGCAGUAACAUCAGCCAGGCCAGUCGGUCAUCCAGAAGGCUGGCAGUGUUUCCAGUGAAUGGGAAGAUGCACAGCACCGUGGAUUGCAAUGGGGUGGUUUCCCUGGUGGAGGGACCACCAGGUCUGUUGUCUCCUACUGGACAACUUCUGCCAGAGGUGAUAAUAGAUAAACCAACGACUGAUGGCAGUAGCACUACCACAGAAAUAGAAAUAAAAAACAGACGUGCAAGUUCAUACCAAAUACCAAUGGAGUUGCUGGAGGAUCCUGAUUUAAGGGAAAGGGCCAUGAGUCUAGCAGAUGUUAUCACAAAUAGAAUGGAAGAACUUGAAGGAUCCAGACAAAAAUGUCCCCCUUGCUGGGAUAAGUUUGCCCACACUUUCUUAAUUUGGGACUGUUGUGAGCCCUGGUUAAAAGUCAAGAGUGUAGUUGAAUUUAUUGUAAUGGAUCCAUUUGUUGAUCUGGCUGUCACUGUUUGCAUAGUUUUAAACACACUAUUUAUGGCCAUGGAACAUUAUCCAAUGACUGGACAUUUUGACGCUGUACUUUCAGUAGGAAAUCUGGUUUUUACUGGAAUUUUUGCAGCAGAAAUGGUUCUCAAGAUAAUUGCCAUGCAUCCUUUUUAUUAUUUCCAAGUUGGUUGGAAUAUUUUUGAUAGUUUUAUAGUUACUCUUAGUUUGGCGGAGCUUUUUUUGUCAAACGUGGAAGGAUUGUCCGUUCUCCGAUCAUUCAGAUUGGUAAAUAAUACAUCUGCAUUAAUUAAUGAAUUAUGUUUGUACUUCAACUCUAUUCUUAUAAAUAAGACACCUUUUCGUAUACUUUUUAGUAAGUGACACAGGAUAUAUUUGCAGGCAUGUCAUUUUACUGUUCAGAAGCAAAUAUUCUUUCAAGGGAAAGAGCUGUAAUUUUAUUGUAAUUGUUUAAACAUGAAUGAGUAAAGUUCAGUNNNNCGCUGGCACAUGCAUGACUUUUUCCACUCUUUCCUGAUUGUAUUCCGAGUGCUGUGUGGAGAAUGGAUAGAAACCAUGUGGGACUGCAUGGAGGUUGCAGGCCAAACCAUGUGCCUUAUUGUUUUCAUGAUGGUCAUGGUGAUUGGAAACUUAGUGGUGCUGAAUCUUUUUCUGGCCUUGCUGCUGAGUUCAUUUAGUUCAGACAACCUUGCUGCUACAGAUGAUGAUAAUGAAAUGAACAAUUUGCAGAUUGCUGUUGCAAGAAUUCAGAAAGGAAUAGAUUAUGUGAAGAAAAAAGCAGGUGAAUGUGUCCGAAGGUCUUGUUUGGGAAAACAAGCUGCUGUAAACCAAGGAACAGCAACAGAUCAGUUGAAUGAUGAGAGAAAGCAUAUUUCAAACUGUACCAUCACUGAACGAAGGAUAGAUACAAAUUGUAGCAAAAAUGAAAAUGGAAUGGCUACUGUUAUAGGUGGCAGUGAUUAUACAUCAUUCAUAAACAACCCAAACCUUACUGUUACAGUACCAAUAGCUGUUGGAGAGUCAGAUUUUGAACGUCUGAAUACAGAAGAGUUUAGCAGUGACUCAGAUUUGGAUGAAAGCAAGGAGAAGCUAGAUUUUUCCAGCUCAUCAGAAGGAAGUACAGUUAAUUUAGCUGUCCUUGGAGAAGAAAAAAGUGAAACUGAACCAGAAAAAGCAUCAGAACUACAAGCAUGCUUUACAGAAGGCUGUGUACGGAGGUUCAAAUGCUGUAAAGGCAGUAUGGAGAGCACAAAAGGAAGAAUCUGGUGGAACCUUCGAAAAACCUGUUACAGGAUAGUAGAGCACAGCUGGUUUGAAUCAUUCAUUGUCUUCAUGAUUCUUCUCAGCAGUGGUGCUCUGGCUUUUGAAGAUAUAUAUAUUGAACAGCACAAGACUAUAAAAAUCCUGCUGGACUAUGCUGAUAAAAUCUUUACUUAUGUCUUUAUUCUGGAAAUGGUGCUAAAAUGGGUAGCCUAUGGUUUUCAGACUUACUUCACUAAUGCUUGGUGCUGGCUGGACUUCCUGAUUGUUGAUGUCUCGUUGGUUAGCUUAGUAGCCACUGCCCUUGGUUUCUCAGAAUUUGGUGCAAUUAAAUCGCUCCGAACAUUAAGAGCUUUGAGACCUCUAAGAGCUUUGUCACGCUUUGAAGGCAUGAGGGUGGUUGUGAAUGCUCUUACUGGAGCAAUCCCAUCCAUUAUGAACGUACUUCUGGUUUGUCUCACAUUCUGGCUAAUUUUCAGCAUUAUGGGAGUAAAUUUGUUUGCUGGCAAGUUCUAUCACUGUGUUAACACCACAAAUGAUGUGAUGUUUACACCAGAGCAAGUCAGUAAUAAAAGUAUGUGUGAAAAUAUGAGCAGAACUACUGGAGGUGUUCGGUGGAAAAAUGUGAAAGUAAACUUUGAUAAUGUUGCAAUUGGUUAUCUUUCUUUGCUUCAAGUGGCAACAUUUAAAGGAUGGAUGGAGAUUAUGUACGCUGCAGUUGAUUCUACAAAGGCAGAGAAACAGCCCAAAUAUGAAGAGAACCUGUACAUGUACCUUUACUUUGUGGCCUUUAUUGUCUUUGGAUCAUUUUUCACCCUAAACUUAUUCAUUGGUGUCAUCAUAGAUAACUUCAACCAACAAAAAAAGAAGCUUGGAGGCCAAGACAUUUUCAUGACAGAAGAGCAAAAGAAAUACUACAAUGCAAUGAAGAAGCUGGGAUCCAAGAAACCACAAAAACCUAUACCUCGACCAGUGAACAAAUUGCAAGGUCUGGUGUUUGAUAUUGUAACACAGCAACUAUUUGACAUCACUGUUAUGGUUCUAAUCUGUCUUAACAUGGUCACGAUGAUGAUAGAAACAGAUGACCAGACCGAACUGAAGCAAAAUAUUUUAUAUUGGAUUAACUUGGUCUUUGUUGUCCUUUUCACUGGUGAAUGUGUCUUCAAAAUAUUUUCACUCCGCUAUUAUUACUUCACCAUUGGCUGGAAUAUUUUUGAUUUUGUGGUUGUUAUUCUUUCAAUAAUAGGUAUGUUUCUAGCUGAGGUGAUUGAAAAGUACUUUGUGUCACCCACUUUGUUCAGAGUCGUCCGGCUUGCCAGAAUCGGUCGAAUCCUGCGCCUCAUUAAAGGCGCUAAGGGAAUCCGCACUCUGCUCUUCGCUUUGAUGAUGUCUCUUCCUGCUCUGUUCAACAUUGGGCUGCUGCUCUUCCUGGUCAUGUUCAUCUAUGCGAUAUUUGGCAUGUCCAACUUUGCCUACGUCAAGAGGGAAGUUGGGAUUGAUGACAUGUUCAACUUUGAAACGUUUGGCAACAGCAUGAUCUGCCUGUUUCAGAUCACCACCUCCGCUGGCUGGGAUGGUUUGCUCGCCCCAAUUCUGAACAGUGGGGAGCCAGACUGUGACCCCCAUAAAGAUCAUCCGGGGAGCUCUGUGAAAGGUGACUGUGGCAACCCUUCUGUUGGGAUUUUCUUCUUUGUCAGCUACAUUAUCAUAUCCUUCCUGGUAGUGGUGAACAUGUACAUUGCUGUGAUUUUGGAGAACUUCAGUGUUGCUACUGAAGAAAGUGCUGAACCCUUGGGUGAGGAUGACUUUGAGAUGUUCUAUGAGGUUUGGGAAAAAUAUGAUCCUGAUGCAACACAAUUCAUUGAAUAUAGUAAACUGUCUGAUUUUGCAGCUUCUCUAGAUCCUCCUCUUAAUAUACCAAAACCAAACACAAUUCAUCUUAUUGCAAUGGAUCUGCCUGUGGUGAGCGGUGACAGAAUUCACUGCCUUGACAUCUUGUUUGCUUUCACAAAGCGUGUUUUGGGGGAAAGUGGGGAGAUGGACGCCCUCAGAAUACAGAUGGAAGAUCGGUUUAUGGCAUCCAAUCCUUCUAAAGCUUCCUAUGAACCAAUUACAACUACAUUGAAACGAAAACAAGAAGAAGUUUCUGCCACUAUUAUUCAGCGUGCUUACAGGCGUCACCUUCUAAGACAGUCAGUAAAGAAGCUUUCAUUUAUGUAUCAGAAAGAUGGGGGUGAACAGCUCAUCAGAAAGGAUAUAAUUGUUGGUAAGCUGAGUGAAAACUCAUCUCCAGAGAAAAUGGAUAUGUCUGCAUCCACCACAGCUCCACCUUCGUAUGACAGUGUAACAAAACCAGAAAAAGAAAAAUACGAAGAUGACAAAUCAGAAAAGGAAGACAAAGGAAAAGACAGAAGAGGAAACAAAAAGUAAAAGGCAGAUGUUAUCCUUGAUGAAUGUUUGCAAGCUUGAAAAUAAUGUUUUUAUCACUAGCACUCUUACUGGAGGAUUAUGCCAAAAUUACAACUUUUUACAUAUUUACCCACUGCUACAGUCAAUGCCUGUCCAGGACAAUGAUCCUUCACUAUUAAACUCUUGGUCUGUAACAGGGAAACAAACCUGCAGAACAACAGUUUUGAUUAUCAGUUGUUACUGAUUGAAAGGAGACACAGAAUUUCUACUUAGACUAUAGGAAACCUUAAUGGAUCCUAAUAAGCCUGUAUUUUUGUGGAGUAAGCGUAUCCACUGUGUACAUUUCAUCUUUUAUCUGUGUUCCAUGUGUGGCAGUUCUUGUUGAUGAUUUUGUUUGGUUUAAUAACAUACUUCUUUAUUAAUUCUGCUCUGCUGAGAAAAAUAAUCUAAAUACUCUUUAUUUAGCUAAAUACUAAAUAAUACUCUUAUGUGCAGAGAAAUACAAAUGUCAGGAAUAUGUAAUUGUGGCAUCAUAAUAUGAACAUAGUUCUCUUCACGCCACUUCUAAAUGCAGAAAACCAGGAUUCCAGAUUACGGAACCUCAGGUGUAGAUCAAAGAAGCAGCAAACUAAAAAAAAACCCAACAAAGUCCAGAUAAAUAAUUUGUCAGCAAA